GUGCAUUCACAGUAUUUCUGUGUGACUGGGUUUUCUGUUUGGAUCCUUGGUUGUAGGUCAAAGAAGAAAGAAUAGCUGAACUGGAAACAGAAAAUGCUAUUCUGCACCUGAAAUUGGCAGAGGAAAGGAUGAACAGGAGCAGGUGUGAGGCCUGGCACCAUGCUCUGCUCAGAACAAGGCAGUGUCAACAGGGAAGUACCCAUGCCGCCUUCCUCCAGCCCGCUGCCUGACGAGGGCAGAAGUGACCUCAGCACUGCCAAAAUCGCCAUGCGUGCACGGAAUGCUGGCGGGUUCAGCUCCCCUGCCCAGUAAAGAAAGCCUACAGCAUGAUUAGCAUCUGAGCGGAGAUGAGAUAUGAGUAGCUUUUGGCCAGUAGACAAAUGACUUGAGAUGGCAGCAGUGGAGACUUAGCCUCACAAGUCACAGUUGUUAUUUUUAUGUGUGGGUCUUUUACCUGCAAGUCUGUGUAUGACCAUAUGUGUGCCGUUGCCCUUGGGGAAAAGAGGGCAUCCAGUCUCCUGAGAUUGUGGUUACAGUUAUGUGAGUGCUGGGAACCUGAACCCCGAGUGCUCUUUAACUGCUGAGCUAUCUCUCCAGCCCCCACAGUGGUUAUUUUAAAGUUUAGUGCUAGAAAGUGUUUGUAAUAACGUAAGUAUCCCAUGCCCCAGCACUGUGUAUGAGCUGCCCUUAGACUGUCAGUGGCUUCUGAGGGAAAAGCCAGGAAAGCAGCUAUCUCACUUAGAAUAUUUGGCAAGUCUCAAUGUGAGAUUGUGGUAGAUAUUUUUAUACCAUUGAUUAAAAACAUUGUUCUACCUUAUGUUAAAAACAAUGUGACCAGGAUGGGAAACAGGAAAAAAAAAAUCCAUCUGCAAACAGGAUUAACCUGCCAUGGUCAGAUGUGAAGGUUUAAGCGGUGUGUGUUCAGAAGGGAUUCAGAUAGCACUCGCAGAUUCUCCCCCACCUUAGUAAAGCCAGCCUAUCUUUGAAUAAGCUCACAGCUGUCUGCUUUAUGUGAUAAAGCGCCUUGAUACAGCUUAGCUUUGCCAUUUUUCCUUCUGAUCGUGAAGCAAACUCCAUUAUUCCUAACUAAAGAGAAAAAGCAUAUGGUUAAGCUCACGUAGCAUGCUAUCAUGUGUCAUUGAGAGUGACUGCUAAGCCAUACCACGUCCUUCCAUGUGUUCAUCGUCUAAUCGUCACGCUGAAGACCUUGGGGUCACAGCUGGGGUUGGACAGGGCAUGUGUGACAUGACGCACAGGAUAUUAGCUGCAUUGUUCCCCAAGUUCCCUGAAAGCUCGGAUGCAGGCUGUUCCUGGAACUCUAUCACGCACACAGAUACUGCGAUUGCUUCCUACUGGCCUGAGUUCAUGGUAAUGAGACCUCCAGAAGUUGGUUUGGACAGCCCAUCAGAGCUUUGUUCUUGUUUCACACAGCCCCAGUGCUCCACCAAAAUGAUGAGGUUGUUAAAUGGGUCAGAUGUCCAUGAUGGCACCAUGAGCUGUAUUACAGACACUGGUCAUAUAACUUGGAAGCUUCAACAAGAUGUCAAGGAGUUUCGGAAUUCUUUCCUGGUGCUCUUACAAAGCUGUCAGGAGGAGUACCAGAGCUGCCUGUCUGACGUAGCGGCUGUUGUGCAGAGGGCAGAGCUGAGCAGCGAGGCUCUUCGAGCUUCUCAGUCAGAGGCUACACACCUACAGCAGUGCUUGCAGAAACUGGAGUCACGCUACCACUUGGAGCAGCAGAGGAGGAGGACCCUCCAUAACAGCCUGGUGGAGCUGAAAGGAAACAUCCGAGUCCACUGUCGCAUUCGCCCCUUUGUGUCGGUUGAUGAGGAGCUGGUCGGUCCGACUUCCCAGAACUGCCCCACCCCUGGAGAAGUGGUCCACGCUGUUGAUGACGAAACAGUCCUGGUGAGGUGUGCGCUUCCCCACCGCCCUCCUGCUGAGAAGACCUACACCUUUGAAAGAGUAUACGGCCCCGCAGAACCUCAGGCAGCGGUGUUUGGAGAUGUGCGCCCCCUCCUCAUAUCCCUUCUGGAUGGGUAUAAUGUAUGCAUUAUGGCAUAUGGACAGACUGGAAGUGGGAAAAGCUACACCAUGUUGGGGCCCCACUCUGAGGAUGACUCUGCACUGCUAUCGGGUGCUCGUGACGACUUGGGGAUCAUCCCCAGAGCAGCUGAGGAACUCUUCAGGCUCAUGUCAGAAAACCCUUCAAGAAGCCCAAAGGUUGAUGUUUCCAUAGUAGAAAUUUAUAACAACAACAUUUUUGACCUUCUGGCCAAAGACGGUUCUACAGUGAUGUCUGGGGCUAAGUGCCAGGCAGUGACAACUCAGGAGGGACGUUCAGAGGGACCCAAGCUGACCUGCAGGUCUGUCACCAGUGCCAUGGAGUUUGUGGGGCUCAUCCACAGAGGCGUGAAACUCAGAGUGCAGCACCCCACCCUGGUACACCAGAACUCUUCCCGAUCUCAUCUGGUUGUCACGGCAACGCUGACCACGGCUUCCUCCUUGGGCAGCACUGGUAAGCUGCCACUUGUGCCAGCCCCACAGUCCAGCCAGGCUUCCCUCCAGAAGAAAGCAGGGGCAGGGAACUGGUGGACUGCCCAUCCCUGGGCUUCAUCUCCACGCACCGUUCCAGUGGACUCUGCAGACCCAUCUGAGCAGGUGCUGGCUAAGCUGCAGCUUGUGGACUUGGCCGGCAGUGAGUGUGCAGCAGUGUCUGGGGUGACUGGUUUGGCACUGAAGGAGACCUCCUUCAUCAACCGGAGCCUGGCUGCCCUUGCAGAUGUGCUUGGAGCCCUGUCAGAGCACUGCGACCACAUCCCAUAUCGGAACAGCAAGCUCACGCACCUGCUCCAAGAUUCCAUCGGUUCGUUUUCCUGAGAGGCCCCAAAGUAGAGGGGGCAGAGAGCUAAACCCUCGAGCAAUCCUAGCUUUGCUUUGCCCAAGACACACAACCUUUGGCAAAGUUACGGCUCUGCGAGGCCCCUGCCAUAUUCUGUCCUCAGUGUGUCUUCAGACUUUUAGUCACCAUGGCUGGCACUAUGUGGUAGCUAUGCUGCAGGGUGGCCUGAACAGCGGGCUUUCCUCUUGUCUUUUCAGCCAGACUACAGAGUUCUUCAGGGGGACUGUCACCAUCAAUCUCUUCUUUGUGGCAGGCACAGUCCGUGGCUGGGUCUCUAAGCUACGGAGAGAGGACUCCAGUGAGGGAUGAGUGGCCUUCAGUGGCUUCCAGCCCAGGGCCCUGUGCUGACUUUUACCUCUUGUUUGCUAGGAUAUGAUCCCUGCUCGGAGUGUAGGCAGACUUUCUCCAUGCCC
This is a messenger RNA of Alexandromys fortis (reed vole), 3315 nucleotides long. It is a transcript of the gene Kif25, whose product is annotated as kinesin family member 25. The transcript is spliced from 13 exons. The record is from RefSeq and is a predicted model, not a curated record. Gene Ontology annotation, molecular function: microtubule binding; ATP binding; microtubule motor activity. The coding region runs from base 1174 to 2880 and encodes 568 amino acids. Gene Ontology annotation, biological process: microtubule-based movement. Gene Ontology annotation, cellular component: microtubule cytoskeleton. Lineage: Eukaryota; Metazoa; Chordata; Mammalia; Rodentia; Cricetidae.